UUGGCCACGAGCGUCCAGCCCCACCUACUUAAUGGAGGAUGAAAAUAUUGAAUGUGUCACUUUAGUCCUUGGUUGCCACACGUUCUUUUCUGCUUUUCUUUGUAGUCAUCAGGAUGUUUGCUUGUGAAAUCUUCAUGGAGAGUACGCUUUAUACCAGUCACUGUCGUCACCAUAAUGGACCUCCCUUCGCCACAGUUCACCGGAGGAAGGCUGCCUCACUGACCAUUCCCAAACGUGUCAGUAUCCAGUGAGCAAGCGCAGUCGGGGAAGCGUGUCGUUUGACCAGACCUCAUCAGCGUUAACAGACCACUCGUGGUUCCUUGAAAGCAAGUGGUUCAUCUUGCAAGUGACUGACCAGGGCUAAAGUGCCUCGCUUGUCGCACUGAGGUGUCACGAAUGAAGAUAAGAGGUUUAUUUUUGGAAGGCUGUCUUUGCCUCGAGACGUUGGGAGAAAUGUGCCUCAUUCUGGCCUGCGGGACGCCUCUGGCAGUAGCUGUGCGUAUGGAGGGGCAAGGGGCCGGGGCUGCACUCGCGGCCCCUCCUCCACGCCUUUUAUCUGCCGCCUCCUGUACCUGUUGCAUUUCUCUUCUUUCUGUCUUUAAUGUCGUUUUUAUUUUUUAUUAUUAUCAUGGUGGUUUGAUGAAUUAAUAUUUGGUUGCCUUGAAGGAUCUGUAACUGGAAAUCAUAUGUGCCUAUGAGAUAAUUUGAGAGCCUAGCUUUGGUGGAUGGCGUUUACCAGUCUGCGUCGCGCCCCGGCGCUAGCAGACGGGACGCGACCGUCGGCCGCUCGUAUCAUUCUUGUGUUGAUGUCCCUCUUGAUUCUCCCACAGCAACCCCUUCUGCGUAAAUGUUGCUAGGCUUUGCCCAGGCCUGGCCUAUUCUUUGCGACCUGACUUGACCCUUUUUCCGAGUUCGACUGUGACGCCGACGAUGAGGAGACCCACAACGCCGCCAACGCAACCGCCAGCGCAACCAUCGCCUCGGUGGACAGCUCGGCCGACACCGCCAGCCGCCGCUCCAACGCCGUCAGCCCCGUGGCGAACACCUAAGGGCCGCCUCGGUGCCAGUGCGAGCGGAAAGGAAGCGGGACUGAGCCGUCGCCCCGAGCCGCCGCUGCCGCCGAGCCUCGUCUCCGACACGGCUGUCUCGUCCUCUCGUCGGCCUUUCUACGUGUGCCGCACUGUCUAUUCUUUAGGGGCAUUCACUAUCGUUUCAUCUCAUCUAGACUUGGAGUUAGGAGCGACUUUGGAUAAUACUCGGCCGGCGCAGCACCCCCGUCCGCGAAGGAAGCCUUACCGGGAGGCGCCUCCGGACCCACAGGUCCCUCUGAGCUUGCGGCCGCAGCACCAAACCUGCGGCGGCCGGUGGCGGACGGGCCUCGGGUCCUGUUUCUUCGGCUGUCGAGAGGGGUACCCGCUCUCCAUGGAGCCCUCGCUCCUUCAGUCCUGUUUCACCUUUCACUUGCUCCGCUAUUUCCGAUUACCCUCUUGCCCUUUUUCCCUCUUCCUUCCUACCCUUCAUCUCUUUCUUUCCCUAUUCUUCUUUUUCUUAUAUUCCUCCUCUGUGUCCUCCUCCUCUCUUUCCCUUUUCCCCCUUCUUCUUCCUUUUCUUCCUUUUUCUCAUAGUCUUCCUUCUCCUCCACCUCCUCUGACAACUACUACUACUACUACUUCAUCCCCCUCCUCCUCCUCCCCCCCCCUCCACCAACCUUUCCUUUCUCCACCGCCCCCCCCCCCCCUGCUCCCGCUGGUCCUCCAAGCUGAGGGUAUCGCAAGUGUGCCCCCCCCCUCCCCCACACACAAACCGCCUCGCGCUGAAGUCGUCCCAAGGAGAGAGACGAGGGCGCGCCUGAGGCCUUGCACUGCAGGAGGCCCUGGCGUGCUCGCAGGGCGACGGCGGGCGAGGGGCCGAGAGGCGAAGGGAAGGGUGGAAGGGUGAGAGGUGGAAAGAGAGAGAUUCGCGGAACGGAAGGAGGAAAGAAAAUCGGAAGGAAGAACCUUAAGGAAUUAUAGAAAAGGGAGUAAUUGGAGGAGACAGGUAAGAAAGGAAAUGAAAGGUGAAAAGUGAAUGAAUAAAUAGAUGUUACGAAAAAUGUAGCAGGUGAAUAAUUUUCUGUAAUUCAGAAAACGAACUCUGGAAGAGGAAACGCCGAAAUGCAAAGAAAACGAAAGUUGUACAAACAGAAAGGAAGAAGGGAAGAAAACGCCGGAUACUCAAACUGAAGAAAACGGGACAGGGCGAGAAGUCAGGCUUUGGAGUAUUUGCAGCCGCGGACGAGAGUCAGCGGGUGUUGCCAACUUAGUAGUCAUAGUAUACAUGAUAGAUGGCAAUUAGAUCUCAUUUUUUUAUUUUCUCAAUUCAUUACUUCACAUUCACUGCCGUUGCAUGUUGUGACAACAAUUAUGUACAGGGGGCUUGGCCUUAGGAAGGCUUUGGUAUUUUUGCCUCUUUAUAUUAUUAUUUUUUUAAUUAUUAUUAUUAUUUUAUUAUCGUCAUCAUCAUUGUUAUCAACAUUAUUACUGUUUUUAUGAUAACUGAAAUUCUUUUCCGUGCUUCUCUCAGUCUCAUAAGCUUGUCUUUAAUGCCGCACGUGCCCAGUGCCUACAGCGUCGCGGAGAGAAGCGCAAGCCAGCUAGCCCGGCGGCCGGGCGCUGCCUCUCCAGCUGGUCGCCAGCGACAGCUUGGCUUCCUUAUGCGACUCUUACGCUGCGGGGACAAAGUGAGAAUGCACAGGCUUUGUAAGAUCUUGACUGACGAGCUGGCGGCCCAAACACCGGAGUUCCCCUGCACGCCAGAGCGGGGCUUCGAGAACAGUAUUCUGCGUCGCUGCGCAUUUUCGGUGGUGGUGGUGGUGAGCUGCGUUCCGCGUCGCCUUCGUUGCACCUGCGAAGGCUUGUCGAAAUCUCGGCCGAUGUGUCGCAUUCUUCGUUGCUUUAGUUAGGUUUUAUGAAAUAAAUGUAUUUUGGUUUGAAUGGGUGUCGGUUCAAGCAAUACCGUUGUUUGUAUGAAGUGGCUAACACCAGAUUUUAUUCAUUACUGUCUCACAAAGUCUAAGACUCUCCACAUGAAAACGCAUUCUAACCGUAAACCCAAGAUCUGUACGUCCAGACACACACAGCAUGUAUCGACUCAACGCCUACGUACGAAUUCGCACAAACACGUUUGGUUUUAGGUUUUCGUCUGAUAUUAUUUUAGUGCCUACAAUGCCUUAGAAAGCAUUAUGUAUUGUAUUGAGGUGUAUGCUUUAAGUUUACCAUUGAAUUGUAUAUUAUAACCCAGGAGAUUUUAAGAGAUUUUUCUUAGAGGCAUUAAGAAUUCUCAUGAAAACAUAUCUAAUUUACCCUGGCAAAGAAUCCUUGUUCUUUAAAUUUAAUUUCAACGUGCUUGUAUGAAGGCAGGGCAUUGUCGCACCACGUUUGUCCCGCAUGUGUGGCGCUCGCAACCGCCUCUCACGUCUGUUCGCCGGCCAGGCUGCGGCCUCGCGGUCCCCCGGGCGCACCUGCGGCCUCGCAGAUCUCUUGCACCGGGAGCCUGGUGCGGGUUUGGCAGUUCCUGGGCUUUCUUCCUCUUUUACUUUAUAUGCUCUCUUGUCCUUUUCAUCGCCUCCUCUCUCGCUUCUUCUUUGUAGGAUUUCGCACCCGGGAAACUGGAGAAAUAACCAUUCGAUUGCUUGUUUAUGCGUCACGGGAGGCGGGCCUGAGGCGGUUCCUCGAAACCAAGGACCUGGCGCCGGCGCGAAUGGAUUAACAAGAAGCUACUCAUAAAUCUUAUCCUUGUUAGUUUUCUGUGCGUCAGUUGUUGACCGGUACUAGUUAUCCUUAUCGGCUGCAGACCGGGACAGCUGGGGCUGUCGCAGACGCACAUUGAACGAUUCUCUGAAUGAGUCGGCGAAGUUUCGCGACUCCGUAGUGUAUCUGCAACACGGGACGUGAGUACUGGUUAAAGUGCGGUUGCCAUUAACAUGUUCUUUGCACUUCAUUUCCAAACAUAAUAUUUACAAUUUGUAUUUGAUCUUACGUAAGUUAUUGUACAAGAAAAUAUUAAAUAUUUUGGUAUA
This is a messenger RNA of Penaeus indicus, 4057 nucleotides long. Its product is annotated as atrophin-1-like. The coding region runs from base 931 to 1938 and encodes 335 amino acids. NCBI's taxonomy places the organism in Eukaryota, Metazoa, Arthropoda, Malacostraca, Decapoda, Penaeidae. The record is from RefSeq and is a predicted model, not a curated record. The transcript has 2 exons.